Molecule: messenger RNA, 5748 nt
Organism: Dermacentor albipictus
Lineage: Eukaryota; Metazoa; Arthropoda; Arachnida; Ixodida; Ixodidae
Product: PR domain zinc finger protein 15-like
Biological process (GO): regulation of transcription by RNA polymerase II
Cellular component (GO): nucleus
Molecular function (GO): protein binding; RNA polymerase II cis-regulatory region sequence-specific DNA binding; DNA-binding transcription factor activity, RNA polymerase II-specific
Source: RefSeq, a predicted model, not a curated record
UCACAGUUCUCGCGAGAUCGCGCGAGACUUGGAAGUUCGCAACGCGAGGAGGGCGAACUCCAUUGUAAAUUGUGAUGCUUAGCACCGUUUGCAUUUAGGAAAAGGCCAAAUACCCAAUCGAAAACUCCGCCGUUGCAGGAGGUACUGUAGCGAGAGAUGGGCGAGGCAUCCCUGGGUGCCAAGGCGCCCGACCUGGUCUCGGACAGUGCUGCAUCCAGUUCGAGGGGACCUCCUCCUGCAGAGGUUGUCUGGCCACCCCACGCUUAUGCCGAUGUUAACAUGGCCGUUGACUAUGCGAACGGAGUUCCUGUUUCUUUACACCAGCCACAGCAUCAUUAUGAGCGGCAGGAAUUUGUAGCUGCUGACAGGGAGUCAGCACUGGUUGUUUACCAUGAAGAGCCUUACAGUCAGCAGCAACCUUCAAGUGGCAUGGAAACCUUCAUACAGGUUCCAUUCGGAAGUCUGCAUCGGCUUGCAGUGGCAACAUUCAGAGAGUCGCCCAUUCCUGUGUCAGAUGCGCAGCAACAGGCUCAGCACUACGAACAAGAGAUUGAGCAGAGGGCAGCGGACGAAAUGGUGGCCAUGUCUCAAGUCUUGGACCUGCACCGAUCAGUGGCCCCAAGCACCUCUCGUGAUACGGUGGUGGACAUCCCUGCAUCGCUGCACUCGCACCAUGCCCACCACCUGACGCGGCCUUCGUCAUCUUCCUCAUCUCCGCCUCCCCCCCAGAGCCCCGCCCUCCUAGUACUGCCAGGCUCAGCUGAAGAGUCCGUGGGAGCCCUAAGGCUGGAAUCUCAGCUGACAGUUGGCCCCGAGAGUGCAGCCACCUUAGGCCUGCCCAUGCUGUUGGACAAGGCCAGCCUUGCAUUGUGCUCAAGCAGCGCCUCCUCCUCUGCGCUUUCUUCCCUUGGGCCUUCAACUUCAUCAGGCAGUCGAGGUGCCAUAGGUCUGGCUACCCACCUCUCGCAGCGGUACCUCCUUGAGCAGGCACAGUACCUGGUGGCCGACUUGGCGUCCAAGGAGCUUCUUCCGUCGAUCCUUCAAAGCCCUUGUUCCUCUGGGCCCUCCACGUCAACGGUAGUACCCUCUGCUGGCUCUUCCUCAUCUUCGUCGUCAGUUCACGGUCUCAACUUCUCGCUGGCUGCCGCGAAGGCCCUUUUGGCCACCCAGCAGCAGUCGCAACAGCAUAAGUUUGGUGCUGGAAGCAGUGUUAUGCAACAUGCUGGCCCCUCUUCGGUUGCGAGCGGUUCAGUGGCGGCCAUGGAUGCGAGCCCCGAGCACUUGGAGGCCGAGCCCUUGGACACCGGAGACGAGGAAGGGGUGCUCGAUUCGUCCUCUUCCACUGGGCCCGGCGCACUGCUUGAGGUGCAUCCGGCUGGGGCGGUGCCACUCUACGGGAAUGUCUUUGUCACGGAGAGGGGGGAGGUGGCUCUUGUCAGCAGCACGGGGCAGGACUCUGAGGACCUGCUGGAGGUCAGUGGACUGGCCCGAAUCUGUGAUGUUCAACAGUACCAUGCAGCUAACCAAGUGUGCCACCAGAAUAGUGCAAUUCAGAACUAUGUGUCAUCUAGUGCUGACCUUGUGGCCACUUCCAAUGGGGUGGAGCCUGGGAUUCAUUCCACCGUCGACUCCACUGACAGUUCGGAGCAUGUCAUCACUUCGGAAGCCUAUGUGGACACAUCAAGUCAACACCAUCAUCAUCAUCAUCAUUUACAAGAAGACAGUCAUGGUGCAGACUACGGGCAGCAGCUUGACCUUAGUUCAACGGUCGAAGCCUCCACAAGCUCAAGGAGUGUCCAGCACUCGGUGCUCCGGAUGCAGGGAAUUCUUGGUCGAAGACUCCCCGACCUUGCGGGCUCACCGUCUUCAUCACGCAACCUGGCUAGAGCGGAAGUGUGCAGUGCUGGCGUCUCCCAGGAGGAGCUGGAAGAACUGCAGAAUGCAUCGACUGUGACCGGUGGCCUGCACCCAGACUCGACUAACAGCCCCAUCGUGGACAUGGCACCGUCUCCGGUUAACGCAGGCGCCCUGGACAGCCCAGGUCCCUCGCACUCGCCUGGUCCUUCAGCAGGAUCUGCAAACAGCAGGGCCGAUGCAGACAGGGACUGCACGUCUCGAUACUGGUGCGAUGACUGCAAUCAGUUUUACGAACAUGAGUGUCCACGCCACAAGGUGCAGCUAAUUGUGGACAAACCUGUUUUGACAAGGGCAUGGGCAAGUCUCCCAGCCAGCUACCUUUACGUGCACAAAGUGGCUGAGGACUCCGAUGGAGAGCCAAUUUAUGGAGUUUUUGCUAAGAAAAACAUUCCCAAAAGGACACAGUUUGGACCAAUGGAAGGUGUCCUGCAAAGGAGAACGGACAGACCUCAGCAGUUCCCACUUUUUGUUAGAGAAGAUGAGAAUGGUUCUGUGUUCUGCCUGGACACGUCAGAUGAGACGCAGAGCAACUGGAUGCGCUUUGUGCGUCCAGCGCAGACUCCUCUCGAGCAGAACAUAAUAGUCAUCCAGCAGGGCACAAGCCUGUACUUCAACACAACGCGGGCCCUAUCAUCACGCACAGAGUUGCGUGUGUGGUAUUCGACUGCUUACGCACAGCGCUGGGGUCUGCCCCUGCUUCAUCAACAGCAGCCGCAGCAGCAAGAGCCACUACAGCUGGAGCACCGUAGCCAUCAGUCUCAUUGUAGCCAGCAAGAGGCGAUAGAGCAUCAACAGCGCCAGCAGCAGCAGCAACAGCAACAACAACAACAACAACAACAACAACAACAACAACAACAACAACAACAGGUGGAUCAGCUUCAGCAACAACAGCUUCACCAGCCUAUCCAGCAACAACUGCAGCAACAUCAGCAGCCGUACCAGGAGGUGCACUUGCAGCAUCCACAGCAGCAACAUUCUCAGUCACAACAGCAACACCCUCAGCCACUGCAGCAACACCCUCAGCCAUUACAGCAACUCCCUCAGCCGCUACAGCAACACCCUCAGCCACUACAGCAACACCAGCAGCAGCAUUCGCAACAAGAAUCUGCCAGGAUCGUUGGUGCCAAGCACGAGCUUUGCAAGCAGUGGGCGUGCUUUGAGUGCAGCAGUGCAUUCAGCUCGUCAGAGGAGCUGCAGCUGCAUCUGAACCAGCACGAAAAGGUCCCUGGCACCAAUGGAGACAAUGCUUCAGCCACUGCACAGCCGCAGCCGCAGCCGCAGCCAUCUCCUGCAUCUGUAACACUGGUGGACCCUGUAAACGUGGAUGCUGAUUCAUUAGCAUUUAGGUCACGAGGACGGCCCCCUAAGAAGCAACAUGCUGCAAGAGCACCUCUAGAAGAAAUGCACAGUUUAGGCAAUGAAAGUGUCCAUACUAAUCAGAGCUGUGGAAUUACAGACACCACAAAUCCUGUGGAGGAAGUUGCCAAGCCCACAUCAGGAGAUGAAAACCAGUGCAAUGUAUGCCACAAGGUUUUCCAGAGGAAGUACGGCCUCAAGCGUCACCUCAUGAUGCACUCUUCCGAGAAGAAGUAUAAGUGCUCAUUGUGUGACCUUCGUUUCUCUCAUCCCUACAACAGAAAAAGGCACGUGAUUCGACACCAACAGAAGGAUGAGCGCCUCAAGCAGCGGCGGCAGCAGCAGCAGCAGGCGCAGCACACACAGCAGGCUCAGCAGCAGCAGCAGCAGCAACCCCUGGGGUCCCUGCUUAGUGAGGGCGUUCGCAAGUCAGCACGACGCAGCGCAUCCCAAGCAGAAACCUUCUCGUGGGGCUGUCCACACUGCCGUUAUGUGUUUCCCAGCUCUGACCUGUUAAACCUGCAUUUGCCUCUGCAUGCUGUCGUGACGCCGACAGAGCCGACUCCUGAAUCUCAGCUCGAACAGUGUCCAGAGUGUGGUUCAGAGUUUUCAACGAAAGCAGAGCUGAUGAAGCACGUGGGAGUGCAUGGCAAACGAGGGCCCCCAAAACGUGUCAAGCAGCCAUCGGAGGCAGCAUCUGCGGGUGAACCAGAAAAUGAGACAGCCUCUGCAGGGGCUCCGGUGCCACAGCGAGUCCAUAAGUGCAGCCUCUGCUACAAGGGCUUUGCCACGGAAGACCGCCUGUCCAAGCAUUACCAGGUACACGGAAACGACGAGACAAAGCCACUGAAGUGUGACACAUGCGACAAGCGCUUCCUGAACACCUCGGCUCUGACUGAACACCUCAAAACGCACAAAAAGGAGCGAUACUUCGAGUGCCCGAUCUGCAAAGAGAAGUUCCAUGUUGUGGCUGCCCUGAAAGAGCACGUCUUUGUUCAUCUGCAGGAUGGCAUGUACACUUGCCCAACCUGUGGAAAAAAAUUUUCAGAGUACAACCAAGUGCGCAAGCAUAUACGAGCUUUCCACACGAACCAGCGCUUCAUGUGCCAGCAGUGUCCCAAGGUGUUUUGCCGGCAGGACAAGCUGAAACUGCACAUGCUCUGCCACUCGGAGCACCGCGAAUUCCUCUGCGCACUUUGUGGUCGGCAGUUCAAGCGCAAGGACAAGCUCAAGGAACACACGCGCCGCUUGCACGCACCAGACCGCGAGGCUCGUGAGCAAGCACGUGCCAAGGCUGCGCGCCCGCUUUCGUCGAAGAGGUUUGUGCCCAAGGUUCCACCUACGGACUACCAGAGGUUCAUCUACAAGUGCCACACGUGUAUGCUGGGCUUCAAGCGUCGUGGCAUGCUGGUGAACCACAUGGCUAAGCGGCAUCCCAACGUUCAGCUGGAGCUGGUGCCAGAGCUAAACCUCCCCAUUCUACGGGCCACGCGCGACUACUAUUGCCAGUACUGCGAGAAGGUCUACCGGUCGUCUUCCAAGCGCAAGGCCCACAUCCUCAAGAACCACCCCGGUGCUGCUCUGCCAAUGAGCAAUCGCGUCAAGGGAGGUGUACCCAGCAUCCCCGGCCAACCGAACCCUACCUUCUCGCACAUGGUGGGCAGCGUGACAACGCAGCCCCACAGCUGUUGCCUGUGCCACAAGCAGUAUGCCAGCAAGGCCAAGCUGCUCCAACACCAGCGCAAGAAGCACAUGGAGAUGGUGGCCCUGUUUGGCACCACCAACAACCAGGCAGUGAAUGGCAGCAACAGAGGCCGGGAGGCUGACUUGCUGACCCGGGCAAUGUCUGAACUUACCCAAGGACUGACAGACUUCCGCCAGAACAGUGGUUCUACUACAUUCCUGACCACCAGGUCUUUGCAAGAGGUCGAGGACCAAGAUGAAGGCAUGGCCAACACCCAGCAGGAGCAGGUCAUCACUGAAACGCUCGAUGCGACAGUAGAGACAACUGAGGUGGCCGCCUCAACGCUCGACCCGGCACAGAUCAACCUGUUACUGGCCCAGUAUCAGCAACAGGCUGCUCUCAGCGCUACAGUUGAAGGUGACACCGAUGUGCCUGUAGUUUCGGUCGCCGAUGUGGUGGUUGCCCCCAAUGCUCAAGCCGGCUGGACAAUUGUGUCUGUUUCUGCACCAGGCGAAGAAGCCUUUGAGCAAGAACUUGUUUCGACGUAGAAUUCAUUCCUGGCGUCGCCCACCAAUCGUGCAGCUGUUUAUCAUUUUUUAAAAAUCACUAUAAAUUUUUGCAAGGCUGAAGGGAAGCGGCCAGCUCACUGCAAGAUUGUAGAGAAAUGCCAUUUAUAAAUGUGCAAGCCUUGUUUUAUGCAUUGAUUAUGUUAUCUUAUACACGCAUUUUUAGUUAGUCUUCAGUGCACAUAUUGCUUCCUUUCUUGUGAGGUGCAUUAAUUCUAGUCAUUG